Molecule: messenger RNA, 1143 nt
Organism: Knipowitschia caucasica
Lineage: Eukaryota; Metazoa; Chordata; Actinopteri; Gobiiformes; Gobiidae
Source: the annotation of a GenBank genome assembly
AUGUUGUCGCGGCUGAGAGAGCAGCUGUGGGCGGACUGGAUCUGGUUCCCCGAGGGUCACGGCUGGGACGACUUCCAAGACCGAGGCGAUGGAAAAGUCUUCCCCCAAACCUCGGACCUUUGGGCCACGCUGCCCAUCGCCCUCUGCUUCCUGCUGCUCCGGCCGCUGUUCGAGAGGACAAUCGGGAGUCCUCUGGCCGCUCUGCUGGGAGUGAGGGACAAACCCAGAGUCUGUGUCGCUGCAAAUCCCACUCUGGAGUCGUAUUUCAGGACGUCCAAACAUCCCUCGCAGAAGUCCCUGGAGAACUUGACUAAACAAACUGGUUUAUCAGCGCCGCAGGUCCAGAGGUGGUUCAGGCGCCGGAGAAACCAGGACCGGCCCAGUUUAGUCAAGAAGUUUCAAGAAGCAAGCUGGAGAUUUACGUUUUACCUUUUUGCCUUCUUUGCCGGGCUGGCGGUGCUCGUCGACAAACCCUGGUUUUACGACAUGAAGAUGAUGUGGGAAGACUUUCCAAAAAUGCCGCUGGUGCCGUCUCAGUACUGGUACUACAUGAUUGAAUUGGGAUUUUAUAUCUCGCUGCUUUUUAGCGUGGCGUCCGAUGUCAAAAGAAAGGACUUUAAAGAGCAGAUCGUUCAUCACGUGGCGACCAUUUCUCUGAUCGGGUUUUCGUGGCUCGUGAACUACAUUCGAGCCGGGACUCUGAUCAUGUUGGUCCACGAUGCGUCGGAUUAUCUGAUGGAGUCGGCCAAAAUGUUCAACUACGCCGGCUGGAGGAUGACGUGUAACAUCAUCUUCACUCUGUUCGCCGCUGUGUUCAUCGUCACUCGACUCGUCAUCCUGCCCUUCUGGAUCAUUCACACGACGUGGGUGUACCCGCUGACGCUCUACCCGCCCUUCUUCGGCUUCUACUUCUUCAACGGGCUGCUGCUGGUGCUGCUGGCGCUGCACGUGUUCUGGGCCGUGCUCAUCCUCCGCAUGGUCGUCAAGUUCCUCCCCGCAAACAACAUCGUUGAAGACGAACGAAGCGACAAAGAAGAGUCUGAGUCCGAGGACGAAUGCGGCGACUCCAUAAAAGACAAACCUACAAACGGACACGUGUCGAACGGCCACACGCUCAACAACAACCACCGCAAACUGGACUGA